Adineta ricciae is the source of this 765-nucleotide messenger RNA. NCBI's taxonomy places the organism in Eukaryota, Metazoa, Rotifera, Eurotatoria, Adinetida, Adinetidae. The record is from the annotation of a GenBank genome assembly.
AUGGAUGAUUAUUCAACGAAAAUUAAAUUAUCUGCUGAACAUUUAAUACGUGUAGAAUUUCCGGAGAAAGCUUUAGAACUUGAUACACUUGUUUCUAGUCAAGUUUUAUCAUUCAGUGAAGUGACUAAAGUCCGAGCAGAAAUUCAAUUACCAACAGCUGAAGAUUUGGUCGCACAUAGUAAUAACAUCGGAUCUGGUGAUGAUCGUCAUAGUACCAGUUCAGCAUCGAAUAGUAAUGCAACAAAGAAACGUAAAACUGAAUCGAGUGAUCAUAUCAAUCAUGAUGUUCUGAGUGGUACUCCAAUUUAUGUUUUUCAUGGUGUUGUUCCAUCGAAUCCAUUGAUAACAACUCUUGAAGAAAAACUCAAACCAUACAUCUUUCAUUUUCUUGAUAGUAUCGCGAUUAUUAAAUUGUGGAUCCAAUUAAUGAUUCCAAAAGUUGAAGACGGAAAUAAUUUUGGUGUUAGCAUACAAGAAGAUUCAUUAGCGGAAGUGCGAACAUUGGAAACGGAUGUGACACAAUAUUUGGAUUUGACAUAUAAAUAUUUGAUUUCGCGUGGUGAAUUAGUGAAGAAAGUAGCGAAGUAUCCUCAUGUGGAUGAUUAUCGUCGAAGUGUUCAAUCGUUGGAUGAAAAACAAUUCGUUUCAAUGCGUUUUAUCGCUCUUGAACUUCGAAAUCAUUAUACGAGUGUUCACGAUCUUUUGAUGAAGAAUUUGGAGAAGAUCAAAAGACCAAGAUCAGUUCAAACACAUUCAAUGUAUUAA